AUGCUAUGGAAGCUGCUAGCCAGGGCCGGGAUUCCCGCGAAGCUGAUCGAAGUCAUCCGCCAAUUCCACGAUGGAAUGCGGGCCCGGGUGCGCAUGGACGACGGAGAACUAUCGGACUGGUUCGUCGUGACACAGGGCGUGCGACAAGGAUGUGUGCUAUCCCCACUGCUGUUCAACAUCUUCUUCGCCGAGGUCCUCGAGGUCGUUGUCAUCCGAUUCAGCGAGGAUGAUGUUGUUCUGCGGAGCCUGGUGUGCUUGGAGGAGGGGAAGACGGAAGCGGGGGGGGGGGAGGAGACACCCCUUGACCGAGUACGGAGGGCAGUAUGGGGGAUGCUGUAUGCCGAUGAUGUCGGCGUCGUAUCGAGGUCUGCAGAAGGACUGGCGAGAAUGAUGACCAUCAUCGUUGAGGUGUUCGGGGAGUUCGGGCUAACGGUGUCGGAGAAGAAGACGGAGACGCUCCUGAUGCGCGCAAAGGACAAGCCGACUACAACAUCACAGCCCGCCCCGCCUCCACCACUGACCAUCGAAGCCGCGGGACAGAAAUACGCCCAGACGACCGAGUUCCGGUACCUCGGUGGCCUCGUCAACGAACAUGGCGACCUCACCCGGGAGAUCAACUACAGGAGCAGAGGAGCGUGGGCGUGCCUCAGGCGAUAUGGCCGGGAGCUCUUCGACAGACCGCAAGCGCCAUUCCGACUCAAGAUCCACCUGCUCCAGGCGGAGGCGAUGGAGGCACUGCUGUACGGUUGCAUGACAUGGUCACCACUCAGCGGCCACUAUCAGACGCUGCGGUCGAUACACCACCGACUGCUCCUUCGAGUUAUCGGGUACAAGCGCAAGAAAGACACCUACCGGCAGCUCUCUUACGCUCAGACGCUGAAGAGGGUCGAAUGUCAGAGCGUUGAAGCCACGAUCCGACAACGACGCCUACUGUUCGCGGGAGCAUUGGCAAGGCAGCCGGACGGGCGACUCCCGAAACGACUGAUGAUCGGCGAACUGGCGGGGGGGAAAAGCAACGUAGGGGGGGGCAGGAACAGAACUGGCCGAAGUGUGUUCUCGUUGACCUGA
This is a messenger RNA of Ectocarpus sp. CCAP 1310/34, 1068 nucleotides long. The record is from the annotation of a GenBank genome assembly. Lineage: Eukaryota; Phaeophyceae; Ectocarpales; Ectocarpaceae.